CGCUCCUCCACUCCGGGUACCCGGGAAGCCGCCGUAGCUCAUGGAGGGCUGGGCUAGGAGCUCGCUAUGGGGGGCAAGGCGGCUGUGGGCUCCCCACGCCCACAUGACGCGAAGCCGGGUGGUCUGUGGGCGCCCCUUGAAUCUCUGGGCGUCACCUGAUAAUCGCAGAAGUCAACUUCAUCAAAUAUUUCAAGAAACCUUUUCUAUUAAAGUUCAGUUAAGCGAUGGUGAACUUGUAAAUUUGACUAAAGUGAGAAACAAAAUAAAAUUUACAGGUCAACCAUACAGCACUUGGCAAACAGUAGAUCCAGAAGAACUUAGAAGAUUCCAACGGCUGGCACACAAGUGGUGGAAUGAGGAUGGAGAAUAUGCAGCCUUGCAUUCUAUGAAUGAUAUUAGAGUUCCUUUUAUUAGAGAUACUAUAUUGAAUCUGAAAAAUGAGCAUGAGCUAGGAAGCCCACUCUUUAACAUGAAGAUCCUAGACGUUGGCUGUGGUGGUGGACUACUUUCUGAGCCCCUUGCUAGACUGGGAGCUUCAGUUACUGGAAUUGAUCCUUUGGAAGACAGCAUCCGGACAGCAGAACUGCAUAAAUCAUAUGAUCCAGCCCUUACCGAAAGGAUUCAGUACAGAGCCUGUGCACUGGAGGAUAUUGUGGAAGAGGGAUCAGAAAAAUUUGACAUAGUUGUUGCCUCUGAAGUAGUAGAACAUGUGGCUGACGUUGAAAAGAUCAUCGAAUGCUUUGGAAAAGUAUUAAAACCCGAAGGUUCCCUCUUUAUUACCACAAUAAACAAAACUCAACUGUCCUAUAUUCUUGGCAUUAUCGUUGCUGAAAAGUUACUGGGUAUUGUUCCGGAUGGCACUCAUGACUGGGAGAAAUUCAUAUCACCUGAAGAGUUAGAGCGUCUUCUGGAAUCAAAUGGUUUUUCAGUUAAGAUGGUGAAAGGCAUGUUAUACAACCCCCUUUUUGGAUCCUGGAGUUGGACUGAAAACACUAGCAUUAACUAUGCACUCCAUGCAAUUAAAUCAAGCACGCAAGAACAACUGGAUCUGAAGGAAGCCUCCACAGAGCAUCAACAAGCAGAAGCUAACAUCAGAACUGCUAGCUAAGACAAAGUCCAUAGUUGCUACAGAAGCACAGAAGAAGAUGUGAUAAAUAGCUAUAAUAAAGGGGCAAUCAACCUUGUUUUCAAAGUGUUGGCUAAAGGAUUUGCUGCCAUCUCAGCAUACAUGGUAGAGGAAUUAUUGUUCAUAGUAUCAGAUAUUUGUGGAUAAACAUUCUGUGCAACAUGCUGGAAGUCUGAAACAAUUGUCAGAAUGACUGCUCUUAAGACUUUAGAAUUAUUGGCUUUUAUUGACAUUUGUAAAAUCAUUACUCAAAUUCAA
Molecule: messenger RNA, 1384 nt
Organism: Thamnophis sirtalis
Lineage: Eukaryota; Metazoa; Chordata; Lepidosauria; Squamata; Natricidae
Gene: COQ3
Product: coenzyme Q3, methyltransferase
Biological process (GO): ubiquinone biosynthetic process
Cellular component (GO): mitochondrion
Molecular function (GO): 3-demethylubiquinol 3-O-methyltransferase activity; polyprenyldihydroxybenzoate methyltransferase activity
Source: RefSeq, a predicted model, not a curated record